UUCUCUCUCAUCAAAUCCAUUCUUUUUCUCUUUUCCACUUGAUGGAGAACCAGAGCCAGAACUCCGGGCGGCGCCUCCGCGAGCAAUCAGCCUCGCCUUCCUCGCGACGUAGCCUGAAGAGGAAGCUCGAAGAGGAGUACGGUGAAGAUCGUGUAAGUGUCGGCGGUGAAGAUCGUGCAAGUGUCGGCGGCGAAUCGCCCGCAGCUUCGCAACAAGAUCUCAUCCGUGAUAUAAAAGCGCAAGUUGAGAUCCUUGAUGCUGUUUUCUCAGCCUCCGAGCAGGAUCGCGCGUCUGCCAAACACGCCAUCCACGUCCUGUCGGAGCUCGCGAAGAACGAGGAUAUGGUGAAUUUGAUAGUUGACUGUGAGGCGGUUCCUGUAUUGGUAAAGCAUCUUCAGGCUCCGCCUCCUCUGGGGAGGGACGGGGAAGGUGGUUUGAGCUCAUACGAGCAUGAAGUGGAGAAAGGAAGUGCGUUCACUUUGGGACUCCUAGCCAUUAAACCAGAGCAUCAACAACUAAUUGUUGAUGCGGGAGCCCUACCCCAUCUCGUGGAUCUCUUGAAGAGGCAUAAUGAUGGUCCAAACUCACGGGUGGUAAGUGGUGUCAUCAGGAGAGCGGCUGAUGCAAUUACUAAUCUUGCUCACGAGAAUAGCAGCAUUAAAAUCCGCGUUAGGAUUGAAGGUGGCAUUCCUCCUCUUGUUGAAAUGCUUGAGUUUUCUGACUCGAAGGUGCAGAGAGCAGCCGCAGGAGCCCUUCGUACUCUUGCCUUUAAGAAUGACGAGAACAAGAAUCAGAUUGUGGAAUGCAAUGCUCUACCUACACUUAUUCUAAUGUUGCGGUCCGAGGACACUGCUAUACAUUAUGAAGCGGUUGGUGUUAUUGGUAAUCUGGUCCACUCGUCACCAAAUAUUAAGAAGGAAGUUCUGGUUGCUGGAGCUUUGCAGCCUGUUAUUGGUUUACUUCGCUCCUGCUGUUCAGAGAGUCAAAGAGAAGCUGCUCUCCUUCUUGGGCAAUUUGCUGCAACAGAUUCAGACUGUAAGGUCCACAUUGUUCAAAGAGGUGCUGUUCCUCCACUUAUAGAGAUGCUCCAGUCCCCAGAUGCUCAAUUGAGGGAAAUGUCAGCAUUUGCCCUAGGAAGGUUAGCUCAGGAUCCUCAUAAUCAAGCCGGUAUUGCCCACAGUGGUGGAAUAAUGCCGUUACUGAAGCUUCUUGAAUCAAAAAAUGGAUCUUUGCAACAUAAUGCUGCAUUUGCUCUUUAUGGGCUUGCAGAUAAUGAGGAUAAUGUUGCAGAUCUUAUUAGGGUGGGGGGUGUUCAGAAACUUCAAGAUGGUGAAUUUAUUGUCCAACCUACUAGAGAUUGUGUAGCCAAGACACUAAAAAGACUUGAAGAGAAGAUUCAUGGGCGGGUAUUAAGUCAUUUAACAUAUUUGAUGCGUGCGGGAGAGAGAAAUGUUCAGAAACGCGUGGCUUUGGCUCUUGCUCAUCUUUGUUCUUCAGAUGACCAAAGAACCAUUUUCAUUGAUAACAAUGGACUUGCUUUGCUUUUGGAACUUCUGGAAUCUACUAACUCAAAGCAUCAAAGAGAUAGUUCCAUGGCAUUAUGCAGGUUGGCUAAUAAAGCAAACUCACUUUCUCCAGUUGAUGCAGCUCCUCCUUCCCCAAUACCUCAGGUAUAUCUGGGGGAACAGUAUGUAAAUAAUCCCACAUUAUCUGAUGUAACAUUUCUGGUUGAAGGAAGACGGUUCUAUGCACACAGAAUUUGUUUGCUUGCUUCUUCCGAUGCAUUUCGAGCUAUGUUUGAUGGUGGCUAUCGGGAGAGGGAUGCCAAAGACAUAGAGAUCCCAAAUAUCAGAUGGGAUGUCUUUGAGUUGAUGAUGAGAUACAUAUACACCGGCUCUGUAGAUGUCAACUUAGAAAUAGCACAGGAACUUCUACGGGCGGCUGAUCAGUAUUUAUUGGAGGGUCUAAAGCGUCUGUGUGAAUACGCCAUUGCACAGGACAUUUCAGUUGAAAAUGUAUCCAUCAUGUUUGAGUUAUCGGACGCAUUCAACGCCUUAUCUUUAAGACAUGCUUGCAUUUUAUACAUUCUGGAUAACUACGACAAAUUGUCUGUGAUGCCCUGGUACUCGCAGCUGAUCCCUCGUAUUCUGCCAGAGACGAGAAGUUACUUUGUGAGAGUGAUGACCAGACCUAACCAUGCUGAAUUAAGAUGAUGAGUUUUGUGGUAGCAAUUUUUGAGACUGAUCAUUGACCCAUUAACGACGGUGAGAAUGAAUGUACAGAAAAAAUUUGUUUAGUUACUCAUUUGAGUAGUCGUGGAUUCUCCAUUUGUUGUCUUGGUGUGAAAGCACCGUUAAUGGAAACGCCAUAUAAUUAUGGUUUAUUUUGUGUUCAA
This is a messenger RNA of Salvia splendens (bonfire salvia), 2395 nucleotides long. RefSeq names its product ARM REPEAT PROTEIN INTERACTING WITH ABF2. The transcript has 19 exons. Lineage: Eukaryota; Viridiplantae; Streptophyta; Magnoliopsida; Lamiales; Lamiaceae. The record is from RefSeq and is a predicted model, not a curated record. Bases 42 to 2213 code for a protein of 723 amino acids. Gene Ontology annotation, molecular function: protein binding.